Molecule: messenger RNA, 402 nt
Organism: Fimicolochytrium jonesii
Lineage: Eukaryota; Fungi; Chytridiomycota; Chytridiomycetes; Spizellomycetales; Powellomycetaceae
Product: Ragulator complex protein LAMTOR3-A
Exons: 5
Coding region: 1-402 (133 amino acids)
Biological process (GO): cellular response to amino acid stimulus; positive regulation of TOR signaling
Cellular component (GO): Ragulator complex
Source: RefSeq, a predicted model, not a curated record
AUGGCGGAGCUCGACACCCUCCUUCAGUCCGUCCUAACCGACACGGAACACCUGAAAGCUGUCUUCGUGACCGACAAAGAUGGUGUCAUCCUCGCCAAAGCGGUAGACCCAGGGUUCUCGGACCACAUUCUCGAACCGGCUUUCUCGGCUACCUUUACUGUUGCGAGCGAUCAGUCCAGCAAACUCGGUCUAGGCCGCAACAAGAUGAUCAUCUCCACCUUUGGGGACGACCAGCUGGUGCAAUUCAACCACUCGCCGCUACUGCUGACCUUCUUGGCGUCCGUGGAGGCCAAUACCGGUGUGCUAAUAGCCCACGGAACGGACCUGGCGGAACCCAUGCGCAUUGUUGCGGAAUCGGUCGCGAGGGCUGUGCAUGUUGAAUCCAAGAAGGAGUUUGUGUAA